AUUUGAAUCGAGGCAACUCUCUUUCCCGUCUGAGGAAGCACAAACGCACCCAGAGAGAUGAUGAGGAUGGUGAUGAUGACCAGCCAGCAGUAGCUACAUGUGCAAGAAUCGACAGUUAUGGGUGUGUUCGUUGGCAGCCAGCGGACUAUCCAGAUGGGGAAACAUCAGCAUCAUUAGAGGAAAGAAGCUUGAGAUGAUUGAUAUAUUCAGCCGAGAGGGACUAAAGGGCGCUGAGAGAGGAAGGGUAGAAGACCUAAUGGCAAUCACUUAUGCCAAACAGCGGGAAUACAUCAACGCAAAGCCUUCCCCAAGCAUUCUGGAUGUGGGUAAAGAGUGGCCAUUUCUCUUUUCACAGAAGUUUUUAUUGUCACACUUCACCACUCUCACCAAUGUUGAACUAUACACAAGACUGAAUGAAGAUAUGGACAAAAAGGGUAAAAGACUCCUGGAUUUCUUCAGUAGUCAGAUUACAAAGUGGAGGAAAGAAGUAAGAGCUGUUCUGAAGGAAGCCAUAAAGAAGGACCGAGAAGGAUCUGAUGGCCUAGCAGCGAUGCUUGUGAUGUUGGCACACUUCAAAGAGCAAGAGGAGUCAAUUUUUCUCAUUGCUGAUGAGACUACCACUCCCGCAGACGCAGAGGCCCAGCUGUCUCUCCCAGUCACUCCAAGGAUCAUCAUGCUCGGAGAGACAAUACUGACUGCAAAAAAAUGGAUGCUGUCGAUCGAGGGGAAGGUCGUAAUCCCACCUCGUGCUCACAUGGCAGACUUCACCACUGCCUUGGCCGCUCUCUUCGCCUGUUACUAUGUAUUCAACCUAGAGUAUCAGGUGGAAGCCAGCACAACACUGGAGUUUGUUCAGAGGUUUUUAGUCAGGAUUAAUCCUGACUCCAACAAGUGCACUGCCAAGGAGCAGAUGAGCAAGACGACUGGGAGAGUGGUGAAGCGGAAGACUUCAUACAUGAACCCCCAUGUCAUCUCCUUCAUCAGGGACUUCACGGAGUUCUAUUUGCUAACUGACUAGAUACAGGGCUCCAACUAGGAUUCUAGGUCUCCAAGGUCAGGGCAUGCAAGAGGCCAUAGUGGCAGGGGAAGUUUAUUUUCCUUUCUGUUUUAAAUGUUGAUGCAAAUGUUAAAUAUUUAAUUUUUUUUUAAUGUUCAAUAUUUUAUUUUAUUUCAGUAUUGCCAUAGUGUUAUUUAUUACUCUUUAGAAUGUGGUAAUAAUCAGUUAUUUGCACAGCUUCAAAGUAGUUAAAUUUUUUGACCAUGUUGUAUCAAUUUGCGUUAUUGUUCUGCCAUAGCAACCAGUCAUGUGGAACUAGUGAAUGAACUAGUAACAGUUUGCUCUGUAACUUUACAAAACUUGUAAUGAAAUAGCCUCGUUUUGUAAAAUUUUCUUAAGUCAGUAAUUAAAUUUAGCAACAGUAGAAUACGCAGAUAAUAGACUUCACGCCAUUAAAAAUUACAAACACAGAAUGUUCGUUAACUUUGGAUGGCAUAAUGGCAUGUUGUCCAAUGUCAAUUAUCCCUUUAUGUUGUACCUGUUUUGUCAUUCCUGUUCACCAAAUGUUUUUAAAUAAACAACUGUUAACAAUU
Messenger RNA from Carassius auratus (goldfish), 1590 nucleotides. RefSeq lists its product as uncharacterized. Bases 98 to 1018 code for a protein of 306 amino acids. The record is from RefSeq and is a predicted model, not a curated record. The transcript has 5 exons. NCBI's taxonomy places the organism in Eukaryota, Metazoa, Chordata, Actinopteri, Cypriniformes, Cyprinidae.